Messenger RNA from Hirundo rustica (Barn swallow), 3303 nucleotides. It is a transcript of the gene RAVER2, whose product is annotated as ribonucleoprotein, PTB binding 2. NCBI's taxonomy places the organism in Eukaryota, Metazoa, Chordata, Aves, Passeriformes, Hirundinidae. Gene Ontology annotation, molecular function: RNA binding. The record is from RefSeq and is a predicted model, not a curated record. The transcript is spliced from 14 exons. The coding region runs from base 1 to 2094 and encodes 697 amino acids. Gene Ontology annotation, cellular component: ribonucleoprotein complex.
AUGGCGGCGGGAGCCGAGCGCGGCGCGGCGGUGCCCGCGGAGCCGCCGCCGCUGAGCGCCGAGGAGGUGGCCAGGCGGCUGGCGAGCACUCGCCGCGAGCUGGGCAACCGCCGCAAGAUCCUGCUGCGGAACCUGCCGGCCGAGAGCAGCAGCCAGGAAAUCCACGACUUGUUUAAGGAUUAUGAAAUCAAGUAUUGUUACGUGGACAGGAAUAAAAGAACAGCAUUUGUCACCCUGUUGAACGGGGAGCAGGCCCAGAGCGCCAUCAGGAAAUUCCACCAGCAUUCCCUGCGUGGGAAGGAGAUCUCCGUGCAGCUCCAGCCGACGGAUGCUCUGCUCUGCAUCACCAACCUGCCCCUUUCCCUGAGGAUUGAGGAGUUUGAGGAACUGGUGCGCGCCUACGGCAACGUGGAGAGGUGUUUCCUGGUCUACAGCGAGCUCACCGGCCAUUCCAAGGGCUACGGAUUCGUGGAGUACAUGAAGAAGGACUCUGCUGCCAAGGCCAGGCUGGAGCUCCUGGGCAAGCAGCUGGAGGAGAGCACUCUGUUUGCACAGUGGAUGGAUGUGAACCAGCUGACCACAAACCUCAUUCACUCCAAGUGCCUUUGUGUGGAUAAAUUGCAGAAAGACUGCGCUGAUUCGAAAGAGCUGAUCCAGGCUUUCUCCCUGAAGUACAAACCCGUGUUCUGCCAGUUUGCCCAGGACGAGGACGGCGGCAGCGGCGACUUUGCCGUGGUGGAGUACGAGAGCGCGGAGCAGGCGGAGAGCGUGCGAGGAGCCAUGGACGGGGUCACCAUCAACGGCAGGAGGGUCCACGUGUCCUUCUGUGCCCCUGGAGCACCAGGCAGGAGCACCUUGGCAGCUCUGAUAGCAGCACAAAGGAUGAUGAGGAACAAUAGGAAAGGCUUGCUUCCAGAGCCAAAUCCAGUGCAGAUCAUGAAAAGUUUUAAUAAUCCAGCAAUGCUGCAGAUGCUGCUGCAGCCCCAGCUGCGUGGCCACGCUGUUAAACCUGUUCUUGGAGCAUCUGCAGGUUUACCUCACCUCAUAAAUUCAGCAGUUGGGCCACCUUUUUUGCAGUUGAAUAAAGUUCAUCAGAGCUCAAUUCUGGGGAGCACCUCCAGCCUGCUGCUGCAGAGCCCUGCUCACCUGCCCCUGCCCCAGCAGCAGCUCCUGAAGAUGGAGAACAUGCAGGCAAACAGUAAACCAGGUUUGCUGGGAGAGCCUCCAGCAAUGCUGCUGCAGACAGUGCUGGGCAUAGGCGUGAUGCCAGCGGUGAACUCAGGCCUGGCAGCACGAGGAGAAGCUCUCAAGUCGGCAGCGGCAGGGAUGGGCAUGCUGCCCUUCUUCCCGAGUCAGCACAUGGUGGGACAGGCUCUGGCCGGGCCCAACGCCGCGGCGGACAAAGGCGAGGCGGUGCCGGGAGCGCAGCCCUUCCCCGCGGCCCUGCUGCGGGCAGCCCCCGCCAAAGCUCCGGGCCAGCUCAGGAACUGCGACUCCAGCCUGCCGACUCCCUUGAAAAAACAGACUUCUCUGCUUGGGGAACCCCCGAAAGAAAUUCGCCUGAGCACCAACCCCUACUUGAAUUUGGCAAGUGUUUUGCCUGGUAUCUGUCUGCCAGCAAUUGCCAGCAAAGCCUCCAGCCCUCCGCAGCAGACCAGCCUUGCAAACAACGUCAUGGAUGCUGCUGUGUCUCAGGGAACUGCAUCACAGCACGCCAUGGAAAAUUACUUCACUUAUCCCCAGCAGCCUGGGGAGUACCCACAGGAGGCUGUCCAGCAGUGGUACCAGCAUUAUGCUCACUCUACCCAGGCCAGAGUGGAUGGCUUGGAAAGCGAAGCCUCUGAGGAAUCUCCAGGAUCUUUCCCAGACUACAGCAGCACCUGCCUGCAGGUGGUGCCUGCCCUUUUCAGUGGAGCCCAGGGAUCCCAGCAGGGCUCACAGCCUCCUCCAGCAAAGCCCUUAAAGCAGGUGGCCCCGAAGCGCAGCUCCUCGUACCUCGUGUCCUCCCCCGAGCCCGGCCCCGUGGAAUUCCCGGCUCCCGGAGGAGCCGCGCGUUACUCGGAGUCUUCCCUGAAGAAGAAGCGAGUUUAUUGAUCCAUCCCCGGGGAGCCCCGGCCCGGCCCCCGGGAAUCCCUCUGUAUUUAUUGCUGCCUUAACUUCAGACGAGGAGUUCUUUCUGCCUGGGGUGAGUGUCCCGAGAGGAGCCAGCUCUGUCCCGGCACGUGCAGGGGGUGACGGAGGUGGUGGCUGAGGGACGGAGCACGGGGACUUGGGGAGCUGGGGCAGCUCCACUGAAAGCAAUAAAAACCCGCAGGAAAGAAAGCCGAUCCUCUCCCCAGUCCUCAGCCUGAGGGAGUUAAAAGAGGAAGUCUUGAGAGGAAUUGUUUUGUAUUUUUUUUUUUUUUUUAAACUCAGAAUGUGGGUUGUUGUUGGUUUUUUUGUUUUUUUUUUUUUCCCCCCCAACUUUCCUUUUUUUCCAGGAUUAAGAGCUCUGCAUUUACAGCCUUUAGAUUUUUAAUAUUGCUUCUUAAUCCUGGAAUGGAGCGAUACCAAAUGGAUUCCCAGAGCCCCGGUGAUGUUCUCAGUAAAAGGGAGAUGCUGUUCUGUGCUGCCUUGGAAUAUUCCCUGGGAUUUGGAGAGCUGAUCCUUGGACAGUGGAAUAACUUUGUUUUUAGGCUGAGGAUCCACAGCUUUUCCAUGGAGGAAGUCAUUCCUGGUGUGGGACAGCUCUUCCUGGGGCACCCCACAUUUAUCUCCCACUUUUGAGUGUAUUUUCCUUUUUUUUUUUUUUUGUUUUGUUUUUUAAGACUUUUUGUAUUUUUAGCUUGUUAGCAGCUGUGGCUCGAGUUGUUCUCUUCUGCCAUCAGCCCCUGGAGCUGGAGAUCAGCAAUCCCUCCUUUUGCCAUCAGUGACAGGUAAAUGAGGAGGCAGCCCUCAUUCCAAGGCUUUGUCCAAACCCUUGGAAUCCUGCUGCAAAUCCAUUUGGAUUGACUUCACCCAGGAGCCGCCUCCUCCUCCCUUUUCUUUGCUAGAGAGCACUGAAGCCAUUUUUCAAUACUGAUUUUAUUUUUCUUUUUUUUAAUUAAAAGUCUUAAACUUUGCCUUUCAAGCUUUGGGAUGUGACCAGGAUCCACGUUUUCAAAGCUUAAAAAAAAAAAAAAUCCCAGUUAAAACUCCCUCUUCCCUCAGCUGCUGGAACUGCUCCACAAACAGGAGCCAGGAGCUUCUCUGGGAUCCUGCCUGUAUGUAUUGAUAAAUUCACUUGUAAUAUUUUGUUUCGACUGUUUGUAUAUGCAACUUUCU